Messenger RNA from Diaporthe amygdali, 873 nucleotides. RefSeq names its product pex19 protein. Gene Ontology annotation, biological process: protein import into peroxisome membrane. The record is from RefSeq and is a predicted model, not a curated record. The transcript has 3 exons. Lineage: Eukaryota; Fungi; Ascomycota; Sordariomycetes; Diaporthales; Diaporthaceae. Gene Ontology annotation, cellular component: peroxisomal membrane; peroxisome. The coding region runs from base 1 to 873 and encodes 290 amino acids.
AUGCUGGAUGAUUUCUCUGCCGUCAAGAUCGAGCCAAAAAAGCCCGAGGUCCCAGCAGCUGGACCAGGCAGGCCUUCAACGACAUUAGCUCCAGCCCAAAAAGAAAAAUCCGCAACGGCCGAAGAUGACGUUCUCUCGGAUGACGACUUUGCAAAACAGCUUCAAGCUGGCAUGGCUGAGUUAAUGGGGGAGAUGGAGAACUCGCCGGAAAUGCAAGCUCAGUUUGAGAGCAUAUUCAAAGAACUCGGCGCCGCAGCAGCAGCCACAGGAGACCCCUCGUCAAGCGGCGCUGCACCUAGCUCUGGCGCCCCCGGGAAUCCACAGGCAGCAUCAUCCAGCGGUGCGGACGCCUCGUUCCAGGACACCAUCCGCCGCACGAUGGAGCGCAUGCAGAACUCUGGCGACCAGGCCACUGCCGCUGCUCAAAGCGAAGGCUCAGACGACUUCAUGGCGGAGCUGCUGAAGCAGAUGCAGGCAGGCGGCCUGGGGGAGGGUGGUGUCGAGGGGAGCGAGGAGGAGUUCUCCAAGAUGCUUCUGGGCAUGAUGGAGCAGCUGACCAACAAGGACAUACUGUACGAGCCCAUGAAGGAGCUGAAUGAUAAAUUUCCCGGAUGGAUGGAGAAGAACAAGGACACAGUUUCGGAGGAGGACAAGAAGCGGUACGAGCUGCAGCAGGGUUUUGUGAAGGAGAUAGUGGCCAAAUUCGAGGAGACCACAUACUCAGACUCGAAUGCAGCAGAUCGGGAGUAUAUUGUGGACAGGAUGCAAAAAAUGCAGGCUGCGGGAUCUCCGCCGCCGGAUCUGGUGGGUGAUAUGCCAUCAGCGCAAGACGCUCUCAACGCUCCUGACGCAGAAUCGUGUAACCCUCAAUGA